GCCGGCUUCGCGGGAUGCCCGCGUGGCGUCUUGGGAAAUGUAGUUAUGGGUCUGCCUGGGGUUGGGUGGCUGGGGUGGGGACCGUCAGACUACAGUAGUUGCUGAGUGGAUUGGCUGCCCUAGAGCGGGAAGCAGGGAGCGCGAGAGGGUCUUCCGUUGCUAAGAGCGGUUUGGAGACGUUGAUUGGGCGGUCCCAAUGGCGGGCUCUUUGUUCCCGCUUGUGCCCAGCGUCUCCUUGUUGUUGUGCUUAUGGUUGAGCGGAUGCUGGGCCGGGUGGAGAUAUAGAACUAGAAUAGGAAGCUAUAUUCUGUUUACUACAAGAACUACUAUAUAUUUAGAGUAUGAAGGGACUUCAUUUGUGCAAUGGGAUAUUCCCAUAUUAUGUUCCGUUGAAGAUAAAAGCUCACCUCAAACAACAAUGAUUUGUUCAGUUGCUGGGACUCACAGGAUUAUGCCAGGAGUUCGGACUCCAACAUUUGAGGACAAAGAACGCUACUUAACUGUCAAUGUUGAUUUGAACUGUUUUUUGUGGUAUGAUUAUUCUAUCCAAUCAAGCAUGAACACAACACACCAUAACCUAGCCAAGGAUUUAAUUGUAUGGAUUUAUGAUCCAGAAAAUGCUGACUCUUCAGAAGUGAAGAAAAUUGCAAGUAAACCACCCGCAUAUUCUAGGGCACUUAGCAAGCAGUUCUCAAAUCUGGGACAGGUACCUACUAUGAAGACAUAUUUCAGAGGCAUUGAAUUCACUGAAGCUCAAUUUAUGGAUGAAGGAUUCUGGAAGAUUGCAGUGAACCCUGGAUUGGAUGAUAUUAUUGCACAUAUCCAUGGGAAAACAAUUACUUUUCAUGGUUGUUUUGUUGCCCCUAGUCCUGUUGUCAUUCCUGAGACAGAAUCGCCUGUUCCUGAUGUAUAUGACAUCAGCAUCUCAUCUCCUGUUGGUAGUGAUGUCAUGGUGAUCUGGGCUGCGUGUUUUCCAACAACAGCAGUUUUGUUGACAGAUAUUGGAGUUUUCCGAACAAGUAAUGGAUUCCAAACUUCAGAAGAAAUUAAAUUUCCAUCCACUGUGUUAGACAGGGCCAUGGCUCAGCAUGUCUAUGAUGCUGCUAUAGUAUUUCAUUAUUAUUUCUUUUUAAUAGAGGAUGCUGUGUAUGUUGCAAACAGUAGCAAUUUUUACAGAGUUGGAGAAGACAAAGGCUUUCCAGAAAAUGGAGUUAUUGGAAUUCGGUCCCGAACUUGGUGUGAAUCAAUAUAUCCAGAAUCUGAAACAAUAUUAACUGCAUUGCUCGUAUGGACAGAAAAUGUAAUAUACUUCAUCGCUGCAUCACAUGACCGGCCCUUUUCAGUGCUUCAAGUGAUGGAUGUAGAAACCUUGAAGAAAACGGUUGGAUUUAGGAAGAAUGUGGAUUUAACAAUAAUAAAUGCUUGCUAUGAUUCAGUCCCUUCUGAAGUUUCAAUCUUGUUAGCUUGUGUAAGGUGCAGCUCCACAAGGACAUUUUAUCUGGUAGCAUAUGAUGAAGAAAGGAGUGUGUGGUCCCUGAGAGAUUUUUCUCUGCCUGUACCUACAGUGAAAGUUAUGGAGAUUGAAGUUAUAUCUUCAGCAAGAUCAGCUAUGCUGUUAUGGGACAGUGACAAAGUUUAUUACACUUACAAAGCAAAUAGAGUCAAUGGAUAUAUGAUGGAGGCUGGUACAGACAAGAUAUUGUCAGCAGCAUCAGAAGGAACCUCUAUUCAUCAAAUUAUAAUUGACUUUGAUGGCAACACUGUCAUUAAAAUGAAAAACAACAUAAUGUUUUUCUUAAAAUUUAACAUGAAAGAUGUUAUAAGGCUGAAUGCUUGGGAGAAGGAAAGCAAAACCUAUAUCCUGUAUGUGAAUCCACUGAGUGAUUUGUAUUUGCUUACAAUCAAUGAUUCUAACAUAGUUCGCCAAACAUACCCAUUGAAGACUGAAAUAUUUAGUGCCACACAUGCUUUAAAUGAAGUGUGUCCAUAUAUAUCAUUUCAACAUAGUGUGAAAUUAAACGUCUACUAUGUGGAUAAAGGAGAAAAUGUAACCUUUUGGACUCAGAUAGUGUUUCUGGAAAAUCUGGGAUUAUCUACUGAAGUCACCAUGUACAGAGCACAUUUGCUGAAGCGCAAGUCAAAUCUUCAGUAUGAAAUAGCUCGUGGAAUCUGUACUAAGAAUGAAACAACAGUACUUUAUCAUAACCAUGAUUAUUCAAAAGACCAGAACUAUGAAGAGGCAAUAAUUUUUUCAGAAGGUGUUAUGACAAUUGAUCUGAGGCCUUCUGAAACUGGAAGAACAUGUAUUUCUAAUAAUAAGCAAUUUUUUAUUGUUAUUGGUUGUUCUCCAACAAGACAUAUAGAUGUUGAAAAACCUUCAAGUUGUAAAAAGGAAAAUUUCAUAGUCAAUAUACCUGCGGAAUCUCUUUGGACCAAAACAGAUGGAAAAGGGUUGGAGGUAGAAUAUAAUAUGGAAAAAUUUGGUUGUCCAAUAGAGGCCUACUACGCAGAUCCAUUUCGUCCUACUGUUGUCUUAUAUGACAGAGAAACACCUGUAAGGACUGUUCAGGCAAACUAUAUAUUGUGGGAAGUCAACAACAGGAAGGACUUUAACUAUAACUCAACUAUGGAACAGGUACAGUGUUUGCGGGAAGCACAAAGUUGGUUUUCAAUGGGUUCAAAGAAAACAGAGAACAUGACUAAUGUUUGGAUAGAUGAGUUUUGGGGACCACAGAAUUAUAAAUCCUGUUUUGAAGUUGAACAUGGAAAUCUAGGAGAUUUAGAUGAACCAUAUGAGAUAUUGAACCAUUCUGGCAUCAAUUCCAUCAUUUGGCCUCAAUAUCAUACUGGCAUUUAUAUGUUCAAAUUGAAAAUAGUGGAUCCAAACUUCAGCUUUUGUGAUUUUGAAAUUUUCUUCGCAGUCCGCACAUAUGGAGUCAUCAAAAGACCGAACAUCGCUAAGAUUAUUGGUUGGUCUGCCUUCAUAGUUAUCCUCUUUUUGGGAACACUUGUCUUCAGCUACUUUAGGUAUAGAACAAACACUGGAGACUAUUUUAUAUUUUCUACAAGAACUACUAUAUACUUGGAAUAUGAGGGGACGGCAUUUCUGGAGUGGGAUGUUCCUUUGUUAUGCAUCAUUGAUGAUAAAAAUUUGCCACAGACAACUCUUAAUUGUCCAGUUCCUGGAACUCAUCGCAUUGCACCAAUAGUUAAACCUCCGUCAGCUGCAGAAAUGGAGCGCUUCUUAUCUGUAAAAGCAGAUGUGAAUUGUUUCAUGUGGUAUAUUUACCAAGAUACAAGCGGGUUGACACAUGCAAAUCCAAAGCAGUCUAUAAAGUUAUGGAUAUUUGAUCCAGAAAAUGCUGAUGAGUCUGAAUGGAACUACACUGCAACUUCACCAUCAGUGUAUUCUAAGACCCUUAGCAAACAGUUCUGGAAUUUGGGAGAGACUCCUCUUGUUAAGACAGUUUCUGGAGGAAGAAAAUAUCAUGAAAAAGAAUUUAAUGAUGGGAUCUGGACAAUUGAGGUGCCUACCCUAACAAAUGACAACAUUGCAGAAAUCCAUGGAAAAACUUUUACAUUUCAAGAUUGUUUUGUUCUGGCAACUCCUUUUGUUAUUGCCCAGCCUGUUUUUCAUUUAGGUUUUGAAACUGAUACUUCAAUCUCUUCUCCAGCUGGAAGUCCUGCUAUAGUGACAUGGGAUGCAUGUUAUCCAGCCACAGCCGUUUUAGUGACAGAUUUUGGUACAUUCUACACAAAUGAUGGAUUUUUAACUAUGGAAGAAAUCAGAUUCCCAGCACAUAUUAUAGAUAGUGCUCUGAUUCACAGUGUAAAAGAUGUGGCUGUAAUGUUUCCAGAUGUUUUUAUUUUAAUAGAGGAUAAGCUUUAUAAGGCAACUGAAGAGGACAUUUACAGCAUUGGAGAUGUGUAUAAUGUUCCAAAUACAGGAGUAAAAGGAGUACAGACAAAAACCUGGUGUUCAAAUGAAUACCCAUUGAUUGACAGACUUUUAAGUGAAGUAAUUAUAUGGACUGAUGACGAACUUAUCAUAGGGUUUCCUAAUGAUCAGUACAGUCCAUUGACUGAUACAUCACUUCUAAAAGAACAGUUGCAACUCCAAAGAGCCACUGACCUUUUACUAAUUUCUGCUUGCUAUGAUUCACUUACUGCCAUAAUUGCAGUUCUGAUAGAGUGUAUCGGAUGCAUAACCACUAAGAUAUUACUCUUGGCUGCUUACAAUGAAGGCACAACUGAAUGGAACUUAAGAGACUUUUCACUAACUUCAUCUAUAAGUGGUGAUAUUCAUAUGGAAGUUAUCACUUCAGCUGUAACAUCCAUGGUACUGUGGGAUGAUGACAAGGUCUUUUAUACUUACAAAGAAAAUAAAGACUAUGGAUUUCUUCAAGUGUCUGGUACAGAUAAGACAUUUUCAGCAGCAUCUGAAGGAUCUACUAUUCAUCAGCUAAUUAUUGAUUAUAAUGGAAACACCAUAAUAAAGAUGAAAAAUAAUGUCAUUUUUUUCUUUAAGUUUGAAAUGGGAGAUACCGUAAAGCUUGCUCCAUGGGAAGAGGAAAAGACACAUUUUAUUUUUUACUGUAAUCCUUCUGGUGACAUGUAUUUGCUAACAAUUGAUGGUCGGGAUAUAAAACGCCAGAUCUAUCCACUGAAAUUGGAAGCAUUUAGUGCUGCAUGGAAAUUAGAUGAAGUAUGUCCAUACAUAUCAUUUGAACACAAUAUAAACCAAGAUAUUUAUUACUUAGACAUGGGAGAAGAGGUAACCUUUUGGUCUCAACUAGUCUUUCAAGAAAACCUGGGCUUAUUUACAGACAUUGAAAUGUAUAGGCCAGAUUUACUGCAGCAAGAAUCACGCCUUCAUUAUGAAAUUGCUCGUGGAAUCUGCACUAAGAAUGAUACGUUUAGAUUUUAUCAUAAGCAAGAUUACUCUCGAUUGCUUGAUUACGAGGCUUCAAUAAGACUAUCCCAGGGCAUUAUGACUGUUGAACUUCAUCCUUCUUUAUCUGGAAAAACAUGUGAUUUAAAAUUCAAGCUCACUCACUUAAGAGUUGGUUGCCCUCCAGGGAAAAUACUGCAUGUUUUAGGGAAACCUUCAGAAUGUGACGAUUUUAAAUUUACAGUACCUUGGAAAUCUCUCAGGAACAAAACAAUUCAAGAAGACUUGGAAAUAGACUAUGAUCUCCAAACCUAUGGUUGCCCAAUAGAUGUUCAUUAUGCAGAUAUAUUUCGUCCUACAAUUGGCUUAUAUAUUGAUAAUGAAUUUUUGAGUAUUGUUGAUGCAAACUAUGUAUUGUGGGAAAUGAAUGGCAGGAAUGAUUUUGGCUACAAUGCAACUAUGGAACAGGUUCGGUGUGUAAAUAGGGCCCAGAGCUGGAAUUCCAUGAUCUAUAGUUAUGGCAUUAAUGAAACGUCUUCCAUUACACCUGAGGAAGCAGAUAUGAUUUGGGGACCACAUAAUUAUGCAUCCUGUUUUGCAACUAUCACAGAAGAUCUAAGUGACUUAGAUAAUCCAUAUGAGAUCUUAAACCAUUCUGGCAUCAACUCUAUCACCUGGCCUCAGUAUAAUACUGGAAUUUAUAUGUUCAGGUUGAAGAUAGUUGACCCAAACUUCAGCUUUUGUAACUUCUUUGCGUUAUUUGGCGUCCGUACAUAUGGUAUCAUUGAAAGACCAAACUGGUUGGUGGUGGCUGGUUGGUCUACCAUGCUAGUGACUCUCUUUUUGGGAGUCCUAGUCUUCAGCUACUUCAGAUACGUGAAGACAUUUCGGACACUCAAUUUUGUUGAUCCCAUACUGACACCUAGCCCACGGGCUAGUGUAAUACAGCCAACAGAUGGACUUAAGAAAGAGUGACUUCACUUGUAAUGUCUUAUGAAUUAUUGUGGUAUUCUACAGUGAACUCCAAAAUUUAACUGUAAGACAAGUAGUUUCCUGCCCCUUUCAUUCAAACAUCAGAACUCAAUUUUUUAACAUUUUUCUAGGAGAUAUUGCGUAGUUCAUCUUCAAGCUUCCCUGGUUGUUGUUUUAAAUUUUGAACUAUAUGUUGGGGAGAGGAUUGCAAUAGUUAAUUUUUUUCCUAACUUCCUACUAUAUCAGCUGUCCAGUCUCCCAAGUCUGAAUUUCUUAGACUGUACAAGUAGAGGUACAACUUCUGCAUUUGGACAAGUAGAGGUACAACUUCUGCAUUUAAUAAGGCAUGAUGCUUGGGCAGAUUUGGCACUUAUAUAUAGACCAAUCCACUGAAAAGUUAAUGUUAUACUAACUCCACUGAAAUGAAUAGGCUAAUGAAGAGGGUAAUGAACAGAGUUAAAUGAAUAGUACAUUUAAACUCUAGAUAGGACUGAGCUGCCAGUUUGCAACAUAGAAGUUUCUUGUAGUCAUGCAUUUUUAGCAUUUCACCCCAUGCUUUAAUUCAAACUGUUGUAUAUUAUAUUCCCAAACCAUGUGUGAUAUAUUUUAAAUUCACUGUAAUUUACUAGUUUUGAAGGUAUUUUCCCACAAACAUUUCAAUAGCUUGCAUAAUUAAAAACUGU
This is a messenger RNA of Pogona vitticeps (central bearded dragon), 6546 nucleotides long. NCBI's taxonomy places the organism in Eukaryota, Metazoa, Chordata, Lepidosauria, Squamata, Agamidae. The record is from RefSeq and is a predicted model, not a curated record.